AGGUGACACUGGCAGCGGUGAGUGCACUGUCCCCUCAGUCAGGAUUUAUAGGUGACACUGGCAGCGCCGAGCACCCGGACACAGCCGCCCCUCCCCGCCGUGCAGCUGAUGUCAGGAGGCGGCGCCCUGAUCGGGGUAUCUGGGAGUCGGACUCAGCUGACGGUCCCUGGCUGCCUAGGAUGCUGCGGGCCGACAGGUACACCACCAAGGCCUUGUCACACUCAGCAUGGAGCCCCUGCAACCCGAAGACCCUCCCGGGAAUGUGACGGAUCAGUGUUACAGAGCACACUCUCGCAGUUCUGUACUACAGGGGCUUCCAUUCGGCGGAGUCCCCACUGUCCUGGCUAUAAACUUCUUGGCAUGGCUGGUUCUGCUGCUGGUAUUCUCAUGUGUUAGGAAGGCAGCCUGGGACUAUGGGCGCCUCGCUCUCCUGAUAGACAAUGACAGCCGGGCCAUGCGACGCAGAUGGACAUCAUAUAACCUAACCUCUCUCUUUUAUGGGGAAACGAACGACAAGGAGAAGUCCCCCUGUGAGACCGGCCCACCAGACCUGAGCAGUAAAGAUCAGGGAUUCUGCUCCUGGCUCAGCUCCAUUUAUCAGAUGAAGGAUGAAGAAAUUCAGAGUAAAUGUGGAGUGGAUGCCAUCACCUAUCUGUCCUAUCAGCGCCACCUGCUGGUGCUGAUGUUACUUGUCUGUGUCAUUUCUGUGUCUGUCAUACUGCCAGUGAACUUCUCUGGAGAUUUGCUGGGCGACAGUCCGGCACAGUUUGGUCGUACGACUAUCGUCAAUGUUCCCACACAAGACCGCUUCCUGUGGCUGCACAGUGUAUUCGCGCUGGUCUACUUCCUGAUGACCGUGCUGUGUAUGAGCCACCACAAUGCCGCGUUACAUCACAGGGAGGACGAUAAGGUGGCUCGGACGCUGAUGGUCACUCGGAUUCCUCGUGAAAUUUCUGAUACCUCUCUCAUCACCAAACAUUUUCAUGAGGCGUAUCCCAGCUGCACAGUUAACGAUGUCCAGUUCAGCUAUGACGUCCGGCGACUGAUGAAGCUGGACACAGAGAGGCGCCGGGCUAUGAAAGGCCGCGUGUAUUUUGCUGGACGGUCUCAGAAAGAAGGGAGGAUUCUCAUCACAACACAUCCGUGUGCCCGGAUCUGCCCGUGUGACUGCUGCGGCUUCCAGAAGGUAGAGGCGGAGCAGUACUACGCAGAGUUGGAGGAGAAGCUGACUGACGAGUUUACAGCUGAGAGGAACCGAAUCCCUCUGAAGAGACUGGGGACGGCAUUUGUCACCUUCCAGGAUGAAAGGAUGACAGCAGUAAUUAUCCAGGACUAUAACCGGCCACGUUGCAAACGAGCCCCACAGCAAUCCUCUGUCACCCCCAUCCUCCAGUCCCCCAAGUGGGGGGUGCGUUAUGCCCCGGCCCCCAAUGACGUCAUCUGGGAGAACUUGGCAGUGUCUGGAUGGAUUUGGUGGCUUCGGUUGGUGGGCAUAAAUGUGGCCUUGUUCAUCCUGCUGUUCUUCCUGACUACCCCGGCUGUCAUUGUCAGCACCAUGGACCGAUUCAACGUCACUCACCCUGCAGAGAACUUACGGAAUCCAGUUAUAACCCAGUUUCUGCCCACUUUCCUGCUGUGGAUGUUCUCUGUGUGCCUGCCCUUUCUUGUGUACUAUUCUGCAUUCUUGGAGGGUCACUGGACCAGAUCUAAUGAAAAUGAGCUAACGAUGCACAAGUGUUAUUUCUUCCUCGUGUUCAUGGUCAUCAUACUGCCCUCUCUAGGUCUGACCAGCUUGGAUCUGUUUUUCCGCUGGCUGUUUGAUGUUCACUUCUUGGAAUCGGCCAACUUGAAGUUCCAGUGUGUAUUUCUCCCCAACAAUGGGGCAUUCUUUGUGAAUUACGUCAUCACAGCCAGUCUGAUUGGCACCGCCAUGGAGCUGCUGCGGAUUCCUGGCCUCACUCUGUACGCGGCCCGCCUUUGCCUGGCCAAGUCUGUGCCCGAGCGGCUGCACGUGAAACGGAAUCAGGCCUAUGAAUUCCAGUUUGGCCUGGAGUAUGCCUGGACCACUUGUGUCUUCUCGGUGGCGAUGACUUACAGCAUUACUUGUCCCAUCAUCGUUCCCUUUGGACUCCUGUAUCUGCUGCUGAAACAUAUGACUGACAGAUACAAUAUUUAUUACGCCUAUAUCCCUACGAUGCUGAGCCCCAGUCUGCACGCAGCGGCAUCCCACCAGCUCCUUGCUGCUCCUAUCCUCUGCAUCUUCUGGUUGCUCUUCUUCUCUGUCCUGAGGCUGGGGUCCACACACCCGGUCACCCUGUUUACGUUUACCACCCUCCUCUGCUGUUUGCUGUUCUCGGUUUUUGGACUUUGUUUCAGAAAACUGCGACCGAAGAGACCAUCGAGCUAUCAGAUGUCUGAGCAGGGCGAGGGGAUCAUCCAGGACACGGAAAGCGCCAGUAUAUCAUCUGCGCUUCAAUCCACGAUUUUUGUGGCCUCUGUCCUCCAAGAACAGGACCUCUCGCCUCUAGCCUCUCCUGCUCACCCUACAUACGGUGCUCUAGAGACCAGAGCUGACAGCCCAGGGGAGGUGCCAGAGGCGGCUGCUGCAAACUCGGAGGACACUUACAGUAAGGGGGAAGAUAUGUGAAGGGACCAUCGCCUAGGGGUACCGGUCCUCCUUACGCUGUGUGUGCGAUUCUCCACAUAGGGGAUUAUACAGCUCCUCUCCCAGCAUUGGAUGGGUCAAGCUGGGAUUUAUUGGGCAGACACCUGGACAGACAGUGUGUGGGCCAGCCUGUAUCGUGGGGCCCCGUGGUGGCCAUUGAACCUUUAUUAGGUGUAUGCCCUGACUUUUCCUGCUGAGACUGCGUGCCUCCAGGACACCUGUGAGGUCAUUAUACAGAAAGCUGCGUGCAAGAAAAUCGGUCACGUGAAGGGGGUGUGGCUAAUACCGCUGAGCCCCACCCAUCUCCCAUUAACAUGUUGUCACACUCCAGCUCUCUACUUGUAUUACCGGACCAUGGGGCCUCUGUGUUACAUAUGUGUAUGUGUGUUCUCUCAUGCGAUCAUGACAUGGAAACCUCUUUAUAGCUGCGUUCCCUGGCUCUAUUUUUCGUUUGCAUGGGGACAGCGUAUUUUGCAUUUGAAAAAUGUUAUUUAAAAACUUGCUGAUUUUUGCCAAAUAUAAUUUUAACAGAAGAGAA
Messenger RNA from Pseudophryne corroboree (corroboree frog), 3203 nucleotides. It is a transcript of the gene TMEM63C, whose product is annotated as transmembrane protein 63C. Bases 227 to 2647 code for a protein of 806 amino acids. Lineage: Eukaryota; Metazoa; Chordata; Amphibia; Anura; Myobatrachidae. Gene Ontology annotation, molecular function: calcium-activated cation channel activity. The record is from RefSeq and is a predicted model, not a curated record. The transcript has 24 exons. Gene Ontology annotation, cellular component: plasma membrane.